GAGUUGUGUAAAAGUAAUAUCGCGGCACUCUGCAGCCUGCUCAGCCACAAGUCUCCUUCUUUGCGCCCCAUAAAGGAUAACUUUGAAAGGAAAUCCAGCUGGAGCGACGGGGAACCGUUCCUUUUUAUUUCAGGAUCUCGCAGAUCCAAUCGGGAAAAUUACUUUUACGCACGAACAAAGGACUGCUGCAGUUUGAUUGCUUUUAUUCGAGUUCAGGACAUUCAAGUUAGAUAUAUUUUUCUCUCUCUCUCUCUCUUUUGCUCAGCGGUGAUGGUAGUUUUAUGGUGAUAUUUAGAAGUUGCGACAACCGCUGAGCUGGACUCUAACUUUUACAUGUAUCGUGGCUGGAUUAUCGUUUUGUUCCAAAAAUAUUUAGGGGGAUUUUUUCCUUAGUUUGGUGUUUUUAACUGAGAGUUAGAGUGCUCUGUGGUGUUGAUGUAUUGUUUACACGCGGCUGAAAGUAUUCAAGUGUGCGGUAGAUCCGAGCGCAGAUAGAAAAGUCCAACCCUGCGCAGAGUUUGGACAGCGUCAGCUUGUUAGAUACAUAUAUGCAACUCUGAUGUUCUUCAGGAUGAGACAUUGUGGGUUGCUGAUCUAACGCCAGUCAGCAGAGAGUAUUGUUAUUUUUUUUUAUUAUUAUUAUAAUUUUUUUUUUAUUCAAUCAGUGGAACUUUUUUUCGCCCCCCUUCGCGUUCGCCUCCAUCCUUUGAGACCAGCGACGUCUGGACCAGAAAGAGAGACACGAACUCCCCCCAAUAACCUGAGUUUGCCUGUCCUCCAGAGACUUUGACACAACCCCAGUCAGGUGGCGCUGACCCAAGCUGUUGUGAUGCAUAUUCCCGUAGAGCCGCCCACCACAAGACGGUUCACACCGCCCUCCACGUCCUUCCCCUGCAGUAAGAUCGGAGACGGCAACGGGCCCAUGGCCACCCCGGGGCCCCUGAGGACGCGGCCAGACAACAGGAACGUGGUGGACGUCCUGGCGGACCACGCUGGAGAGCUAGUGCGGACCGACAGCCCCAACUUCCUCUGCUCCGUGCUGCCGUCGCACUGGCGGUGCAACAAGACGCUUCCCGUGGCUUUCAAGGUCGUCGCGCUCGGCGACGUUCCCGACGGGACACUGGUCACUGUCAUGGCCGGGAAUGAUGAGAAUUACUCGGCCGAGCUGCGGAACGCCUCCGCGGUGAUGAAGAACCAAGUGGCCCGUUUCAACGACCUCCGCUUCGUGGGCAGGAGCGGACGAGGAAAGAGCUUCACCCUGACCAUCACAGUGUUCACCGGACCACCGCAGGUGGCCACCUAUCACCGUGCCAUCAAAGUCACCGUGGACGGACCCCGGGAACCGCGCAGACACCGAGUGAAGAUGGAAGACACCACGAAGAUGCAGUUUUCCGACCGGCUGUCAGAAAUCGAGCGCUACCAGCGGACUAUGCGGAUAGGCCCGGUCAACAACAAUCCACGCCCCAUGCAGACACACCUCAGUACCACACAAGGUCUGUGGCCGGAGCAGAUGGAUACGCCCACUCUGAAGACCUGUAAGGUGGAGGAGGAUCUGAGAUCAUGGCCAGGGACUACAGACCUCUUCCCACAGAGGAGUACCUUCCCGUCUCUGUCCCCGCUGACAGACCCUCGCUUCUCAGACCCCCGCAUGCACUACCCGGGGGCCUUCCCUUACUCUGCCAACACCUCCAGCACCGGCAUAAGCGGUCUUAGCAUGUCGACCUCCUCUAGAUACCACACCUACCUGCCGCCCCCUUACUCAAACAACCAGUCUCAAAACUUCCAGUCCAAUUCUUACCUGUAUUACGGCACGGGCUCCGGAUCCUACCAGUUCUCUAUGGUGGCGCCAGGAAACACUGGGGGUGAGCGCUCCCCCACCCGCCUCCUUUCAUGCUCCGGGGCCACGGGCACCGGAGGGACCAACAGUCUGAUGAACCCGGGCCUGAACACCCAGAGCGAGGGUGUGGAAGCCGACGGCAGCCACAGCAACUCCCCGACGGCUAUGAGCGCUUCAGGUCGUUUGGAUGAAUCCGUCUGGAGACCAUAUUGACUGGAAGAGAGCUAGAAAAUUGGGAGAUUGGGAGGAGAGGGUGGAGAGUGAAAAGAUUGAUGAACAACAAAGCUGAACACUGAAAGAAAAAACAAAACAAAAAAAAUGUUGCAUGUUUGCCUUUGUUUUCUUGCUUUAAAGACUUUUGCUUUUACUGUUUGAAGACAUUUUGUUGUUUCAGAGUGAACUCUUGCACUGCGCUGAAACCUGUACUCUCAAAGACCUUCCAAAGCCAUACGAGUCAAGGUGGCACUCAGUGGAGACUGUAAAUAAUUGUUAGAAACCCAUCGCAGUGAUGUAGACAGGUACUCGAAGUCAAACGAACAACGGCGCGGAGAUGCAAACAAUUAGUGCGACUGCUGAGAUGAAAGCCACAGCAGACAAUCAUCAAACAGACUGCUCAGACUGAUCCAGCCCACUUGGCAGGUGGAGAAGAAAAGUCAGACUGGUUUUCUGCUCCAUGACUGACUCCUCGCUAAGCAAGGCUGCACUGCUGUAGCAAUCGGUCCCUUUAAGCUUUCAUUUCUGUAAAAAAUUUGCAUCAGAUGUAAAAAUGUUUUCAGGAGCAUACAGGGCUGUUUCAUGUGCUCAGAGUACUUCUGCAGAACCUUUUGGUCUAUUUAUUAUCCACAGAGAGACAUUAGCCCUUGGUUAGAGAGGAAAUGUCUCCGAACAAUUGCUGCAUUAUCGAGAGACAUGCGUUUUCAAGUUUAGGAAAUUAAUUCUCUGCUGUUUCAUCAUGUUCCAGCAGGACAAUGGAUGAAUAAUGAAGGAAUAAGACAAAAACGGUUUGGUUUAUUUUCUGCAGAUAAGUGGAGUCCUGUUGUCUGUAUUCCUUACUUUUCCUACUUCUUUAUUCAAGCUUUUUCGUAAGUUUUAAAGUCCUCGCCAGAAUUUAUUUUUAUUUUCAUUAUUUUAACUGGACAACGUGGUUUACUUUUGAUAUUUAUUUGAGCCAAACCUUGGGGAAAUGUAUGCAAAUACCCCAAAUCCUUAAGCAUUUCAUGUUUCCUUUUUUUUUUUUUUAUAAACAUUUAUACAGUAUAUUUACCAUGUUUGUUAAGUAUGAAUUUGGAGUUUUUGUAAUAUAUUGCAACUAAAUUAUGAAAGAAAACCUUUUAAUGUAAUUUUGUUGCCUUCCAAUGUAGCUUUGGUGCACUAAAACCUUUAUUCCAAAUGGACUAUGCCCAAAAAGAUCCUAGAGCCAUGAUCUUUUAGAUUACUUACAAUUUGCCUUCCUGCGCUUACAAAACAAAAAAA
Messenger RNA from Poecilia latipinna (sailfin molly), 3310 nucleotides. RefSeq names its product RUNX family transcription factor 3 (gene runx3). Gene Ontology annotation, cellular component: nucleus. Gene Ontology annotation, biological process: neuron differentiation; hemopoiesis; regulation of transcription by RNA polymerase II. The record is from RefSeq and is a predicted model, not a curated record. Gene Ontology annotation, molecular function: DNA-binding transcription factor activity, RNA polymerase II-specific; RNA polymerase II cis-regulatory region sequence-specific DNA binding; ATP binding. Lineage: Eukaryota; Metazoa; Chordata; Actinopteri; Cyprinodontiformes; Poeciliidae. The coding region runs from base 830 to 2050 and encodes 406 amino acids. The transcript has 6 exons.